AUGUGUGAGCUCAGUCCACUUUGUGUGAAGCUAUGCCUACUGGCCUUGUUGUUUGUGAACCGCAAUCCAAGUGCUUACGAAAUCCGUCUGAAAGAUAACACAGCCAAGGGGACUCAGCUGGCUCCCAAUGUCCUACCGGAACUACGGGGAGAAAAUCGUAUCUAUUCCCUUCUUCAGACACGUGGAAGUCAGUAUUUCGCAUUGAACAAUCGCACAGGUCAGUUGACCAGCGCACGCCACAUUGAUCGGGACAUGUUGUGCGUGGAAUCUGGUUUGUGCUGUCCAAUUGGUCUGACCACCGCAACCGCAUUGGAUAGCAUCGGUCGAACCCAUACACACUCGUCAUCCAUUCAGUUAGCUCAGGCAUGUGUUGGUCAACAGCGAUACGAACCGAGCGUGCUGGCCCAAGCCUGCGUGUUCAAUCUGAGUGUGUCCGUUGUGACUGCUACCGGACAACAACCGGAUAUACAUCAGAUCACUGUGACCAUAUGUGAAGAGAAUGAUCACGCACCACAAUUCAAGAUUCCAGACGCCGAAAACGUUCCCGGUUCUUCAUCAGUCGCCCGAUCAAACAAAGAUCUGUUUUUAUCCGAGACUGUUCAGUACACAAUAAACGUGUCAGAAGCUGUACCUGUUGACCAUUACAUUCCCCUUCCCUUGGCUGAGGAUAUUGACGCACCCCCGUUCAAUGUGCAACGUUACGAACUGGAACGUUUGGAGCCGGCGAUUCUAAACACCCAGCCCAACAGCUACGCGCAUUCUCGUACCAGUCAGACACCGUUUAGUCUGAAACUGACCUGGGAUAAUGGUGGUGCUCGACUCGGGCUGAAUGGAGACACGCAUCCAUUCGCAGCAGACGAACCACGAAGCAAUAUUAUCCGUUUGGGAUUGGUCCUCGUGGAACCGCUGGAUCGCGAGUCUGUCUCACGUUAUCAAUACCGAGUGUUGGCGAUUGACGGUGGGAGUGCGCCACACACGGGCACUUUGUUGCUCGAAAUUCGAGUGGUAGAUACGAAUGAUCAUGCCCCGCAAUUCACCAAGGCUGUUUAUGAGACCACGGUGGACGAGGGUAUGACAGGUAAUGAGAUUAUUCAACUGAUGGCAGUAGAUGCCGACGAGGGUCCGAACGCAGUGAUCCGAUACGAUUGGCCGGAAAAUUUUAAUGCGGUCGCCCGAACUCGGUCCAAUCGGACACAUUUUCCCAGCAUGAAGGAGCCAGCCUCACGUGAUGAAUUGAUGGCCGCCCCACCUAGUUACUGGUUUCAUUUGAAUGAGGAUACUGGUAAGAUCUCGAUUCGACGCCCAUUGGACUAUGAAAUCAAAUCACAGUAUCGAUUUCACGUGCUCGCACACAAUCCCAUAUCCGUCAAGAAUGGAGAUUUGGGUGAUCGUCGUGGUCCUUUGCAUCGGAUCAUGUCCGCCACAGCCAGCGUGAUUGUCAAUGUCCGGAACAUAGAUGAUGAACCCCCACAAAUCAAAAUUGAUUAUGCGAGUGGAUCGAAUCAAAAGUACAAAGAAAUCACCGAGAACUCAGCCAGUUCGUUCUUUGUCGCUUUUGUCACCGUCUCCGAUCCGGAUGUGGACAGCGAGUUGGCCAAAAUGUCCAUACACCGAGGCUCCAGCGAACUGAAUGCGUUCGCCGAUCCAGCCAACUACGGAUCACAUACGGUCCGUGUUUUGGAUGAGAAUGACUGCACACCAGAAUUGAAAGUUUUCUCACCAAUCACCGCACACAGCGCUCGUCAAGAUCCCUUAGAUCCUUGGUCGUUUACAAAAUUAGGUCAAUGGAUUGAGAAGCAACGAGACACGUCCGUUCCGGUACACCCUUCUCUAUUAAACGCAUAUCUGGCCCAGGUGCCUGUUUUUACUGUGCAUGUGGCGGAGAAUCAACCAUCUGGCACAGUCUUCGCCCGGAUUCGAGCCCAGGAUCUGGAUGCGGGAGAGAACGGUCGUGUAACAUUCGAUUUGCCCCGACAGCCACCACUGAUCAACGGAUCUCACUCAUCCGCCGCACUAUUUCCCGAUCAAGCAGCUCAUUCGUAUGAGAAAAUCGAACUUCCAAGCAGUCCGGAGGCUUCCAAAUUGUUCACUAUCGAUCCUACUCGUGGUGAUGUGAGCACACGGAAAGUGAUCGAUCGAGAAGAAGGUGAUGCUAUUUUGGAGCAGAGCUUUCUUGUCGUACGAGCAACGGAUCACGGGAGUCCAGCACGCACGGCGUUACUCUUACUUCACAUCCUAGUUGACGAUGAGAAUGACAACCCACCGAUGUUUUUUGAGUCCAAAAUGCAUUUUAAUAUCCGGGAGAACCUACCCGCUCCUACAAUAGUUGGUGAGAUUCGUAUCAUUGAUCCGGACUUACGUCCGGUUGGUGCAUUCGAACCAGAUCAGGCAACCUAUGGGCUGCAAGGACCCACGUAUCCGGAGCGUUUGGAUUACGCGAUACUAUAUCCCCGCGGUCAAUUGCAUCGCAAAACACCACUUCAUGUGCGUAUCGAUCCCAGUCAUAAUCGACGCGAUCUCCCGUUCGUUCUUUAUCCAACCGCAGAUGGACGAUUCUUUUUAAACACCACACGCCCACUGGAUCGUGAAUCCGAAGAGGCAUUUCAGUUCAUCCUGAUCGCGGUCGAUGGUGGUGAUGUGUUGCAGACCACCACGGAUCGCCUCGAAAUGACCGGUCCGCGAAAACCGAAACAACACACGGCAACAGCAUCGGUUCUGAUUACCGUCUUGGAUGAGAAUGACAACCACCCGGAGAUUAUAUUUCCUAACCCCAGUGCGUCGAACUCUACCAUCCAUCGAGUCUCGUUUCGUGAACAUGCCGGUUACGAAAUUGUGAAUAUUAAUGCGAACGAUCGGGAUGCUGGUGAAACCAAUGGGAAAUUCUAUUUCGAAUUAAUCCCCGGUUCCAGAUCGGAAGAUCUGUUCACAAUUGAUCGCGUCAGUGGACUGUUGCGUACUCGUCGGCGCCUGACGAAAGAAGACUUGGGCGAGUAUACGCUACAUGUGGUUGUACGGGAUCAAGGAGAUCCACCCCUGGAGACGCAACUGACUCUUCAUUUGAUAGUGGAUCAGUCUGAACCACACUGGCCGUACACAUCACGAACUAACCUGAACUAUUACAGUUCCCGAUCGGCCACAUCCCAUUCCGGUCCGGUACCAAAUGAGGCAGAUGGUUAUUUGGCUAAGGGAACAGGCUCUGCGGGUGGGGAUGGACUGUAUUCGGCCGACGGAGAGCCUAUCAGUCCAGGUGAAAUUAAAAGACCAAUUCAUGCGGACAUUAUGCUCUUUGUGAUUGUGGCGCUGAUUCUCGGACUGGUGAUUAUCAUGUUCGGUUUAUGCUUGUAUUUACGUCACAAAAAGAACCUGUUCCUAUUCUUACCGGAUUUGUGUGGUGGAUGCUCACCUUGCAUGGACGGAACAGAGAGCGGGAGCCGAACCAUGGGUGCAAAAGCUAAUUACACCAAAACCUAUAUGGAUUUGGAGCAUCGUGGUACGCACUCCACUGUCGCGGCUGCCUCUGCAGCAGCAGCUCCUUCUUCUCCAAGUUUAUUCACUAAUCUGUUGUCGGGUGAAAGUGCAGGCGGGAAAAAAUCACAUCUGUUCAAUUCGGCUUCACCUUUACAAAGCCCGAUUCCAUCUAAUCGCGGUCAUCCGGUUCGCUCAUCCACCACCGGUAUCACCACCACCUCGGGACCGUUCGGUCAACCUCAUUCCCGAAGCUCGUUCAAUGUGAACAGUCCGUAUGGGAAUUACAAUACAUCAAGAGAUCCCGUUGGACCUAACUGCCCGAUGAUUGAUGGAAUGCCCAUUCGACAGGGAAUGCAACUCUCACCGACUAUUAUUGGGUCUGAGGGUCUGUUUUGUCCAUCGUCUUCGGCCUAUCGACCGGGUACCACAAUGGCUGUAAAUAUCCCGGAUGUAGCGAACCAAGCGGAGUAUAUGCGAAAACAAUAUACCGGUUAUUGCCGAACCACUCAUCCAGGAGUUGCAUACGGGCCACCUGUGGAUCACGUGGUUGAUUCGGGUGAAUUUGCCGAUUCUGUGAACGGACCCACGAACACAUACCACGUGGGUCAUUAUGUUGGACAUCGAAUUGGGCAAACGUACGCGCCGCCCGAUGAAACGGGGACUAUGUUCGCCCCGCCAGUCUCCUUUGAGCAGUUCCCACGUUUCGGUUUCCAGCCGAUUGAAGAAGAUUUACACCCCUAUCAGCGCAUUGCACCCACUGAUCAACACUAUGUGGGUAAUCAUACACUUGCACCUCUGUCCAAUCCCAAGGCUUCCAAACAUUCUCAAGGUCGUCAUGGGAGACACAAAACUGGCCGGAUCCCGAACACCAGUUCAAACAUCCUCGAUGCCCGUGACCAAGACCCGAAUACCGGUGCUCUGAAUGACGGACAUCUGGGUGGAAGUAGUACUUGGAAAGCAAAUCAACUCACACAGUGGCGUUCAGAUCCAUCUCUGAAUCAUUUCGAGGUGAAUCCGAUUGGGCCGUAUGCGCUACGUUCCGGACAUCGAAGCACAUACGAGUUUAACAAUACUAUUCAUGCACGCCACGCUACACCCCGGAAACAAUUAAAACGAUCCAAUUCAAACAAACACGGUACGGGUCGAGGCAUAAACGGCUACUAUUCCACGUUGCAUGAAUCUGCCAAACAACCCAGCUCCCCGAAACUGAUGCUUGUCGAUUUUGCUGGUUCCAAACUGGUCCCGGAUGAUGAGUCCACUAGACCCAGUGGAAACUAUGCGGUCUCAUUUCCCAAGAUACAGGCUAGCUUUGUUUGA
Molecule: messenger RNA, 4785 nt
Organism: Echinostoma caproni
Lineage: Eukaryota; Metazoa; Platyhelminthes; Trematoda; Plagiorchiida; Echinostomatidae
Source: the annotation of a GenBank genome assembly